This is a messenger RNA of Engraulis encrasicolus (European anchovy), 1577 nucleotides long. Its product is annotated as E3 ubiquitin-protein ligase TRIM35-like. Gene Ontology annotation, molecular function: protein binding; zinc ion binding; ubiquitin protein ligase activity. Gene Ontology annotation, cellular component: cytoplasm. The coding region runs from base 95 to 1516 and encodes 473 amino acids. NCBI's taxonomy places the organism in Eukaryota, Metazoa, Chordata, Actinopteri, Clupeiformes, Engraulidae. The record is from RefSeq and is a predicted model, not a curated record. Gene Ontology annotation, biological process: protein ubiquitination. The transcript has 6 exons.
CCCUGCAUUUCCUUUCACAGACUGAUAGCCUUUUACAGUGGGAACAUGAAAGUGAAACCACAUUGAGAAAUUGUUCCAUGAGUCUGUGAACGCUAUGGCAUCUAAAUCUUUCUCUGAAGAGGAUUUCUCCUGUCCUGUGUGCUGUGAAAUCUUCAAGGAUCCUGUCGUCCUCUCCUGUAGUCACAGCAUCUGUAAAGUUUGUCUGCAGCAGUUCUGGAACACCAAAGGAUCCAGAGAAUGUCCUGUCUGCAGGAGGAGAUCAUCAAUGGAUCACCCACCAGUCAGCCUAACAUUGAAAAACCUGUGUGAGACCUUCUUACGGGAGAGAAGUCAAAGAGCUGCAGCAGGGUCUGAGGUGCUCUGCAGCCUGCACAGUGAGAAACUCAAGCUCUUCUGUCUGGAGGAUAAACAGCCUGUAUGUGUGGUGUGUCAGACCUCAAAACUACACAGAGGCCACAACUUCAAUCCCAUCGAUGAAGCUGCACUUGACAUUAAGGAGGAACUCAAGAUCAAACUAUUGUCCCUGCAAGAGAAACUGAAGACAUUCGAAGAGGAUAAACUCACCUGUGACCAAAUAACAGCUCACAUACAGACUCAGGUAUUCAACACAGAGAAGCAGAUCAAGGAGGAGAUUGAGAAGCUUCACCAGUUUCUACGAGAUGAAGAGGCAACCAGGAUAGCUGCACUGAGGGAGGAAGAGGAGCAGAAGAGUAAGAUGAUGAAAGAGAAGAUUGAGAAAAUGACCAGAGAGAUGUCAUCUCUUUCAGACACAAUCAAAGCCAUAGAGGAGGGGAUGGAAGCUGAUGAUGUCACAUUCCUGCAGAAUUACAAGAGCACAGUGGAAAGAGCCCAGUGCACACUGCAGGAUCCAGAGAGGCUUUCAGGAGCUCUGAUCAAUGUGGCAAAGCACCUGGGCAACCUGAAGUUCAGAGUCUGGGAGAAGAUGCAGAAGAUUGUACAAUACACUCCUGUCACUCUGGAUCCCAACACAGCAAAAGCCAAUCUCAUCAUGUCUGAGGAUCUGACCAGUGUGAGACGUGGUGAUGAGAUACAGUUACAGCUUCCUGAUAAUCCAGAGAGAUUUGAUAAGUUUGCCAGUGUGGUAGGCUCUGAGGGCUUUAACUCAGGGACACACUGCUGGGAUGUGGAGGUAGGGGAGAACACACGGUGGAUUGUGGGUGUGGUGACAGAGUCUCUCCAGAGGAAGGGAAAGAACACCUCCAUGAGUGGACUGUGGUUUGUGUGGUAUAAAGAUAGUAAAUAUAGUGCAUGUGCCUCACCACAGCCUGACACUCUCCUCACAGUGCAGCAGAAACUCCAGAGGAUCAGAGUGCAGCUGGACUGGGACAGAGGAAAGCUGUCAUUCACCAACCCUGAUAGUAACACACACAUACACACUUUCACACACUCUUUCACAGAGAGAGUGUUUCCAUACUUUAAUAUCGCCAGUAAUGCCUGUCCUCUGAGGAUGCUACCAGUGAAGGCCUCAGUAAGAGUAGAGCAGCACAGCUCAUAACUGUCACAUCACAUAGUUCCAUCUCACAACCAAAAUGACAUCACACACACACACACACACA